AUGUCUGAUUUAGACGACGAUUUGUUGGCCCUUGCGGGUGCUGACUCUGGCUCCGAGGAGAACAUGCUGGACGUGCCCUUGAAGCGGGCUAAAACAGACAAUUCGGGAAGAAAACGGGCCAAAACUUCGUCUGAAGAUGCAGCCGAUGAAAACGACGACGCCGAAGAAGAAGAAGAAGACGAAGAUGAUUAUGAGCCCCAAGAUCAUGUUACUGUUGAGCAGGAUUCCGAAGAUGCUGCUUCAGAUGAUGAUGAGGGCGAACAUGAUUUGAUUAAUCCAUACCCCUUGGAAGGAAAGUAUAAAGAUGAAGCGGACCGGGAGCUUUUGCUCGAGAUGGACGAGAUAGAACGUGAGCAAACACUUUUCGACCGUUCCCAGGAGAUGGACCGCUACAAUGAGAAAAAGUACUUGCAACAGCGUAUGAAGCAGCAGCGACAACAAGGUGUGGAGAAGAAGACACGUUCUUCGAGCAGAAAUAUCGAGAAGUCAUCGCUGCGGAACUCUAAGCUGGAUAAAUUGAGCGAGUUACGGAAACAGAGAGAAAAGAAGUCUCGUAGAAACGACGGUGACGAUUAUCGUGACGACGAAGACGAAGAAGAAGAGGAUGACCAAGACGAACAGGAGGAUGAUGACCAGUACGACCCAGACGAUAUUAAGGGUUAUGGAGAGGAAAGCGUGGUCUGGGGUAGCGGAAAGUCUCGAUUCAAGCCUAAAAGUUUCGAGAAGGCCACUGCUCGUCAUAUCAACAAUAUUCGUGUGGGUCGCAGUUUCUUGAGCAAGUUCCUCUACUACCGUGAUUUUGCUGAUGCAGUCGAGCACACAUUUGGUAAAAUCAAUGUUGGCGUUGACAGACGUACACGCAAUCCCAUCUACAGAGCUGUUCAAAUUGAACAAGUGGUGACACAUCCUCACAAACCAUACAAGUUGAAUGGCAACAAAACUGACAUGUACCUUUUAGUCAGUCAAAACAGCAACCAAAAGAAAGAAUUCCCAUUGAACAUCUUCAGCGACAGCGACAUUACAGAAGAGGAGUUCGAAAGAUACCUUGCUGAGUUAGCCAAGACCAAUGAGCAGGCUCCAUAUGUCGAUUCCGUUACCGAAAAAGCAGAGCAACUCCACAAAUUGAUGAACAGUGGUCUUUCAAGUAAGGACAUUGAUGAGAUGGUAGAGCGCAAAAAAGAGUUGAACGGUGGAAUCAGAUCAUACGAUGCCGUUUAUCAAAAAUCCAAGGUGAUGGAUGAGAUCCGUGUCGCAAAGCAAGAAAAUGACGUGGAGCGUGUAAAGGUGCUCCGCGAGAAGUUAAGAAGUCUCGAAGCUGUUUUGUACAAAGAGAACGAGCGGUCCUCGCAGAGUUCUUCGGCCAGCAUGUCCAAGGUCAACGAGAGAAACCGUAAAUUGAAUCUGACAAACAUCAGAAAAGCCGAGGUGAAGUCCUCUGUCUUGCGUAAAACAGCCGAUGCCGUUGACGGUGAUCCGUUCUCAAGAUUGAAGACCACAACCAGAAUUUUCUACCAAGAUUUGGUUAACGAAGAAAAUCAGAAAGCCUUGCAAGAUGCUCGGGAUAACUUCGACAAUUUAAUGGCCGAGAAGAAUGAACGUGAAGAGCGCAUUGCUUCUUCGACGUAUCGUGUUUUGGGAUACUUCGACAAGCUAAUCUCCCAGGUUGACGUUGAUUUUGUCCCAGUCAACAUUUAG
Messenger RNA from Australozyma saopauloensis, 1695 nucleotides. It is a transcript of the gene RTF1, whose product is annotated as Rtf1p. Lineage: Eukaryota; Fungi; Ascomycota; Pichiomycetes; Serinales; Metschnikowiaceae. The record is from RefSeq and is a predicted model, not a curated record. Gene Ontology annotation, molecular function: DNA binding; RNA polymerase II C-terminal domain phosphoserine binding. Bases 1 to 1695 code for a protein of 564 amino acids. Gene Ontology annotation, cellular component: Cdc73/Paf1 complex. The transcript has a single exon.